This is a messenger RNA of Microcebus murinus (gray mouse lemur), 6698 nucleotides long. Lineage: Eukaryota; Metazoa; Chordata; Mammalia; Primates; Cheirogaleidae. The record is from RefSeq and is a predicted model, not a curated record.
GGGGAUUACAGUUAACAACUUAAUUUAUAACAAUCUAAUUCAGAUUAAUAUUAACUUAAUUUCUCCUGGCCUACAAAGGACAGAAAAAAAGAAAAAAACCCACCAACUUAAUUCAACAGUAUAUAAAAACUUUGCUCCUAUACAGCUCUGUUCUAUUGCUCCUUUACCCUCUUAUUACAUCUUACAUAUUAUGUCUUUAUAUGUUGUGUGCUUAUCAACAUAAGGAGGAAAAGAGUACAUUUAUACCAUUUCUAAUAUUCACUUCUGCAGUUACCUUUACUUGUACUUCAGGUUUCUUCAUAUGGAUUUGACUUACUGUCUAGUGUCUUUUCAUUUUGGCCUGGAGGAAAGUUCCUUUAUUAAUUCGUAUAGGGUGGGUCUGCUAGAGAUGAAGCCUCUGUUUUUGUUUAUCUGCAACAUUUUAAUGUCGCCUUCAUUUUCAAAGCAUAGUUUUGCUGAUAAAGAAUUUUUGGUUGAUACUUUCCCUCCUGUUAGCACUUUGACUAUGUUAUCCCACUGCUUUCUGGCCUCCAUGGUUUUUAAUGAGAAAUCAGCUGUUGAUCUUACCGAUGAGUCACUUCUCUCUUGCUGCUUUCAGGAGUCCCUCUUUGUCUUUGGCUGCCAGCAGCCUGAUUAUGAAUUACAAAACCACUGCUAUUCUGCCCACAUUUCAUCAUCCCUGUUUGAAAGGAUGGCAUGGGACACUUUUGUUAGUGCUUUAAUUCAACUUUUGUGCUAUCUCUGUAACAUUUCCCUUAACUAUCAACUUUAGGAUUUAGUAAUAUGUGGUUUUGUUACUCACUAUCAUAUUUCUUGGUUUAUAGAACUUCAGAGUGGUAUUUAUGUGAUCCAUUCUUACUACUCAUUCACUUAAUAGGUUUGUUUAACGCCUACGUAUGGAAUGGUCAGUGCAAGACUUUCCAUUUUCUUAGGUAAGUGACACAUGGCCCUGCCUGUGAGGAGGACAUAUUUGGUUGGUUGAGCACUCACACUCAAUUAACUACUGUGCAAUUAGGAUGAAGGUACACUACAUGUAUAAACAGAAUAUUUUGGGAGCACAGAGUAGGAAGUCAUUGAUUUUUAUAUUUGGUAGAUGAGCAAACUGAGUAUUGAUUUAUUACUAUUAAUAGGUUAAGCACUUUGAGAAAGUCACAGAACCAAGGACUUGAACUCACUAUUCUGGGUUCUUUCUGUGAAACCAUGGUGAUUUGAGAGUGUGCCUAUUUUCUAUUUUCAGGCAUAAUGGGAAAACUGAUUUCUUAAACGAGAUAAAUGUUUGAAGUAUAGACUGGCUAUUUUGCUUCAGAAGAUGUGCAUGCUACAAAUAAAAACAAACAAUGUUCAGUUAUGCUUAUUAGAUUAUACUGAAUUUAGUAAAUUUAGUAAACAAGUGACUAUGUUGGAACUUGAGGUGUCAAAAUAUAAAAAGGAUACUUCAUUUUAUUAAAUCCACUCUAGGCUUUUUUCUUUCCCUAUUUAUUGAUAUUUCUGUUUUGCAAAGAAAUCCUCCAAUAAAAUUUUUAAAUAGGUAAAGUUUAUAUUAGAGUCUCCUUAAAAAAUGACAGUUGCUGAUCAAUCAGAACUAUGUUCAUUCCCUAUAGGAUCAAGCAUGACUUUUUUGGGCAUACAGUUUUAAUUUUAAUCUGCAUGCCUCCUUUUCUAUUCUCCCAUGAUUCUUUGCAGCAGGACAAGGAGAAAGCAAGUCUUAUAAAAAGAAAUACAGUAUGUGGUGCUUAUUAAAGUUACAUACAUCUCUUCUCACAGGAGAAUUUUGAUUUACUGCAGGUUGUGCAUAUGUCGCAUGUGGACAUUUCUAGGGAACAGAUUCCUUAUCGCCGAGCAGUGAAUGGCUUGUAGUACUCCAUUAUUGCUCUAGGAACAUGUUAGUGGUGAUUACGAAAGGUAGGAUACCAUGAAAUCCGUAAGGUGAUUUGGCAGAAGUCGAUGCCGUCGGUGCCAGGAUUUGGGUACCGCACCACGGUUUCCUGUUUUCAAAUGUAUUAAUUGAUCCGCAAAGGACAUCUUUUGGAGACAAGAAUUCAGACAGCCUGGCACAGCCUGGACCUCCGCCAAGACUGCUCGGAAGGUUGCCAUACUGGGAGCAAAAGAGUGAGAGAGAGAAAGAGGGAGAGAGAGAGAGGCAGAGGGAGAGCUGAGGAAAGAAAAAAAGGCAAGACUUGGCACAGCUCAGUCAAAUCAGCUUCUUUUGUCUGCUGUCUCGGCUUGAGCUUCAGGAAAGAAAACCGUCCUGGGGUACAGAAAAACUCAGAACUUUUUGGUUUUCAAACUUAGAAGGCUUUUUAAGUCUCUUGGGCUAUUUGAAAGUGUUGGUACAUACAAUGACGUUUAGUCACCAGUAUUAGGGGAAAUAAAAGCCUUUUUCAAAACGAAGCUUCCACAGUGUCCAUGCAUUUGGGAAAUACUGUAUUUGACUUUUUUUUUUUUUUGCAUGUAUGAUUAUACCAUGAGAGACAGGAUUCCUAUAGAAGAUGGCAAGGCAGAUUUCUCAUUAGAGAGAACAUUAAUUUUCUGCAAAAUAAAGUUUGUGCAUCAAUACAAACCUGCUUUCAAAUCAAAUCAGACCUCCUUCGGAAUGUGUUCAGAACGUAAGUUUUUUUUAGAUUUUAUUUUAUUUUAUUUUUUUCCCGUUUGUAGACAUUUAACUUUUUUCAAGGAGCCUUUCUAAGAUUUUAUGCAACCCAGCCAGGAAGUCAGAGUCAAAGUUGUUUUAUCCAUGUGUUUAAGAAAGCGUUUUCUUAAAGCCACAGCUUUUAUUUCUGCUGCUUCAUGCUGUCCUAAACUACAUCCCCCCAGCAAUUAGUGACAACAGUGAAGACCAGAAAGGCAAGCAGAAGACACCAGACUUCGCUUGAAGGGCAAACAAGAAAUGUUACGAGCGCCUCUUGGUCAUUUUAUAUUAGGACAAAACCAUCACCUCCUUCAGAAGGCCUUGGCCACAGCUUUUAUGAUUUGAGAUUAAUAAAAGGCACCAAGGGUCAAAGUUUCCUGUGGAGCUGAGCCAAAUUUUGCACCAAGACUCUGCAUUUAUCUUUAGAAGGAAAAGCCUGGAAGUCGUGCUACUUUCAUUCUGUUCUUGGGACACUAUCUCCUGGCCAAACAUCAUGUCAAUGGCAACAGAACAGUCGAACCUUUCCCGGAGGGAACACAGAUGGCUGUAUUUGGAAUGGGCUGUUUCUGGGGAGCUGAAAGGAAGUUCUGGAUCUUGAAAGGAGUGUAUUCGACUCAAGUUGGUUUUGCAGGAGGCUAUACUUCUAAUCCUACUUAUAAAGAAGUCUGCUCAGGGAAAACUGGCCACGCUGAAGUCGUCCGAGUCGUGUACCAGCCAGAACACAUCAGCUUUGAGGAACUGCUCAAGGUCUUCUGGGAGAAUCACGACCCGACCCAAGGCAUGCGCCAGGGCAACGACCACGGCACUCAGUACCGCUCCGCCAUCUAUGCGACCUCAGCCCAGCAGAUGGAGGUGGCCCUGCAGUCCCGGGAAGACUACCAGAAGGAAGGGAAUGAGCUGUUUGUGCCAGAUUCUUGGAGAGAGAGAGAGAAUGAAAAUGAGUGCUCCAUGCCCUACGUGUCUUCCUCGUCUUACCCCGACACCUCGGCUGUCACUCUUCCUUCCCGGGAACUUGGACGCCAAGGACCCUGGUCCCAUAAUGAAGGUCCUCUCGAAGCAUGGCUUGGGCCCCAUCACCACCGACAUCCGGGAGGGACAGACUUUCUACUACGCGGAGGACUACCACCAGCAGUACCUGAGCAAGAACCCCGACGGCUACUGCGGCCUCAGCGGCACUGGGGUGUCCUGUCCUCUGGGUAUUAACAAAUAGUCUCUCUCCAUGUGCUGGGCCCUGGAGGUUCCUGCAAAACUGCUUUCAACAAAUUGGGUGAUGGUUUUGCGAUUUAUGGCUUUUUAGAAAUGCACAAAUAGCAAAAGGCAUUUAUAGGAGGUGCAAUGGCAAGUUGAUAAAAUGCAAUUGGUCUUCUGAUAAGUUAUGGUGUGGUGGAGCUGAGGAGUUUUCUGGAUUAUCCGGGGUCUGAAUGAAGAUAGCAGAAACGCUGUGUUCUCCCCUCUUGGUCUGGGUGCCUGCCCUGGAAGCCAGGGGCUGAGCCGGGAGACUGCUGGGCAGGAUGAGGGACCUUGAGAGACCUUUGUCUGUGCCCUCCUUCCCCCCAGUGCCUUAAUAUUUGCAAACAUCUGUAGCCUCAGUGGCUCAUUCCCUAAGAUGCUUUGCUCUAUGGGACCUGGACACCUGUCUGGGGCUUUCUGUCCCUUUUCAGGCCGCUUUGUGCAAAGAGUUGAGACAGCUCGAUGAAUUCUAAUGCAUCGCUUAUAGCUAUGGGAAAUGCUUGUUCUAAUAAAAACCUGCAGCCCAUUAAUGCAAAUCGCCUGGCCUCUCGUCUGUCUUCUCCUCAUUUCGGGAGACUUAAGAGCUCAACAAGAGCUUGGGAAGGAAAAAGCCUCACAGUCAUUCACCCCCAGAUGGGAAAUGUUAUGAUGGAAAUUUCUGGCAAAGAUGCAGACCUCUAGCUGCUUGCAACUUUAGCAAUAGAAGUUGUUGUUCAGGAGCCUGUCACCUUCCACUCAUCAGGGACUGUGCUAGUUAGAACAGACACCUUCAGUCCCUGCCCCUAAGAGCCUCUGUAGUCAAGACAAGGCAUUGUAGCAAUAAACAUGUGAACAAAUGACUAGAUGAGCUGAUUUUGGGUCCUGAUCCAUGGUAUGGAGACGGUGAACAGCCAAGUUGACAAGUUGUGUUGGGGGCCAUGGGGUUGCCUGAAGGGCUGUGGCAGCUGGGCUGGUUGGAGAGGCUGAGGCUGCUGAAUCAGUGGAACUCGAGAACCAGACAAUCUGAGCACACCAGACCGACAGCAGGGGGAGUGCUGGGAACACCCAGAGGGCAGGUGUAACGACUGCUGGCAUCCCCACUUUGCAGGCUCUGGUUGCUUGAGGGCAAAGCUUUCCAAGCAGAAGGACCAGGAAGUAUGAAAGGCCCAAGGCAGGGAGGGAUUUGCAGAGAGACAGAAAGGCUGUGGGGCUGGCAUGGUACGCUUGGGGAAGACAGUGGGGAGAGGUCCCAGCUAGGUGGGCAGAACCAGGGCACAGGGAACCUUCUAGGGAUGUUGUAAUGGGAUUUUUAGUCUAUCUAAUUGGGCAGCCAUUGGAGCAUUUUAAACACUUUCUCCCUCAUUUGUUUUUUAACCUGUGCAACUGGAUGGGGAUGUUAUUUACUUGCAGGGGGGAUGUUAUUUACUUGCAGCGGGGGUGAGUGAACGGACCGUAUGAUUUUAGCAGCAACAAAUUUGCAAUGCUUCUGGACAUCCCAGUGGAGAUGUGGACUGAGGCUGUUGGCUGCCUGGGGCUGCAGUGUGGAAGGAACCCGAGAGAAUGCAGAAUCACCAGCAUGUGGAUGGCAUGUGAGGCCCUGGACCCAGUUGAGAUCACUGAGGGAGGGAAGGGAGGAAGACAGAAGGGGCCCAAGUGUUGAACUCAGGGGCAUCCGACACCCAGAGGUCUAGUAAGAGAGUGGCGGAGGAAUUUGCAAAGUGCCACUUGAGGCAGGCCCAUGAAGGAAGGAUAUGUUGACAUCCUAACCCCCAAGGUGAUGGCAUGAGGAGGUCAGGCCUUUGGGGAGGGAUUACAUCCUGAGGGCGGAGCCCUCAUGAAUGAGAUUAGUGUCCUUAUAAAUUAGGCCCAAGGGAGCUCUUUGGCCUCCUCUACAAUAUGAGGACACAUGAGAAGGCACCAUCUAUGAACCAGAAAGCAGCCCUCACCAGACACGGAAUCUGCCAGGGACUUGAUCUUGAACUCCUUGGCCUCCAGAACUAUGAGAAAUAAAUGUCUGUUUCUUGUAAGCCACUCAGUUUAUGCUAUUUCAUUACAGCAACCCGAAUGGACUAAGACAACCUUCAUUUCUCAACUGAAUUGAUUUUGUACAUUUGUUGAAAAUCAGUUGUCCAUAUAUGUACAGGUCUAUUUCUGGACUGUUCUUUUUUAUUGUUCAGUGCAUCUACAUUUAUGCCAAUGCUACACUGCCUUGAUUACUAUAGAUGACUAUAUAAUUCUUAAAAUCAGCGUGAACAGUGAAGAUCGCCAAGAGUUCAGAAGUUAAAACCCUACUCUAGUUUCAAAUAAGGUACUUAAUAGUCCUCUUUCAUCAUUCAGUACAAACAUCCCCUACAUUUCUCUAAAGUUUGAUUUUGUUCUUUAUGUCAAGGGGGGGAAAAUGGUAUUAUGAACAGUUGGAACUUGGCAAGUUCACAUGAAACUAUUACAUAGGAACUGGAUGGAUUAGCAAUCUGUUGUCAAUUUCUAAUUUAAUCCAUUGUUGUCAAAAAGCCUUGUAUGUCUUGAAUGCUUUUAAAUUUAUUUAGACUUCUUUUAUGAGCCAGAAUCUGAUCUAUUGUGGUAAAUGGUUCACGUGCACUUGAGAAGAAUGUAUAUUAAGCUGUGGUUGGGUGAAAUGUUCUAUAAAUGUCAAUUAAGCCGAGUUGGUUGGUUGUGUUGUUCAAGUCUUCUGUAUCCUUCCUGAUGUUCUAUCUACUAGUUUUAUCGAUCAUUGAGAGAGGGGUGUUGACAUCUCCAACUGUACUUGUGGAUUUGUCUGUUUCUCUUAGUAAUUUUAUUAGUUUUUGAUUCACGUGUUUGGAAGUUCUGUCACUAGGUGCAUAAACAUUUAAGAUUUUCA